GCUGGCCAGUCCACAAAGCAGCAGGGAGAUGAUGACGCUCCCGAGCAGGGCAACAAUGUCGAUGGCGAGUGCAACCAGGCCCCAAGCGACCACAUAUAUGAGGGUGAGGCCGGCAACCAGGAGGAUGACCAGCGCGUCGACUUGGAUGGCCUUGUCCAGGUCUUCACGGUCGCAGGUCCCUGCCUCGCGAGCGUGAAGCUUAGGCAGAAGUUCUCUCUGUUGAACAAGGUCCCAGCAAGCAAGCUCAAGAAAAAGACCGCGUGCGCUGUAUGCGGAGAUAUUGAGCACUGGAAAGGCGAUCCUCAGUGUAAAGUGUCUGGAGCCACCGCGGCAUCGUCGACAACCGCUUCGAGUCCAUCCACUGCUCCCAAGAAAGGAGGCAAGGGUGACAAGCCACAUCAGACGUUUACAGUCAUGCGCAGUGACCUCGGUAACUAUGAAGUACGAUCAGCUUACGGCGCCGCCUUUGCAGAGCACCAGCCCGGCGGCUAG
Symbiodinium pilosum is the source of this 492-nucleotide messenger RNA. The record is from the annotation of a GenBank genome assembly. NCBI's taxonomy places the organism in Eukaryota, Dinophyceae, Suessiales, Symbiodiniaceae.